AGUAGCAUUUUUUGUUGGACGCAUCACGCGUAGGUGCCACGCGCCUUCUCUUGGUUGUGUCUGAGGGUUGAGGAGUGAGGACUGAGGAAUAAAGGUGCAGAGAUUCAGAUUCAGAGUUGUUUUUACGAUGGCACUGUCAGAGGUGUUCACCUGGCAGCGUACCAGCAGUGCACUGGAUGCGCUGGAAGCACUGCUGCGCUGCAGUGGCUGCGGCGUCAUCGCCACAGAGCCACGCCGCUAUGGCCGCUGCGCGCACGUGUUCUGCGGCCCGUGCGCCGAUAUCAGCGGCACGUGCACCUUGUGCGCGGUGCCGUCGGAGGCUCGUGAGCAGCGCACGGACACGACGCUGAGCGCGAUGGCCGCCGGCUGCGCUGAGCUGCGGCAGCUACUGGGUCUCGGUGGAGCUCAGACAGCACCGCCGCAUGAUUCCACGGCGCCGCCGCACGAUUCCACAGCGCCGGUCGAACGGAGAGAGCGGAGUCCGAGGAAGAAGGCAGAGCGAGGCGGUGGUGAUGGAAGACAGAAAGAAGAGGUGAAGGAGAAGGAAGGUGGGAACAAAGCCAGACAAAAGAAGGAGUCACAGAAGAAAGAUGACGGAGACGUCGCCGGGAAUGCGGAAAAGGAGAGGAAGUCAGAAGGAAAAGGCACGAAGACGAAACGGAACGUGGAGAAGCCCAGCGAUAAGCCAGCUGAGGACCCUGGCUCGUCCAAGAAGCCGCGCGCUCCACCGUCGGGCCAGUCCGGGACGGGUGGCCGGCGCACGCAGUCCUCGGGCUCCUCACUGGUCUCCAGCGCGGGCCUCACCAAACGAAACGCCAAGGGGGAGACGCGUCUGCACGCCGCCUGUGUGCGCGGCGACCUGGAGCGGGUCAGCGAUCUGCUGGCGGCCGGCGCCUCGCCCAACACCCAGGACAACGCCGGCUGGACGCCGCUCCACGAGGCGUGCGAGGCCGGCCGGCUGGAGCUGGCGGCCGCGCUGCUCGAGGCCGGCGCGCUGCCCGACCCGCCCGGUCUGCAGCUGCGCACACCGCUGCACGAGGCGGUGGCCGCCGGCCGCGCCGAGCUGGCCGCCCUGCUGGUCGGUCGCGGCGCCGACCCUGACGCCCGCUGUCUGUACGGCACCACGCCGCGCCAGCUGGCGGCCGGACGCGCGGAGAUGGAGGCGGCUCUGGAUACACCGCGACAGGCGCCGUCUACCAGCCAGACGGAGCCCUCAGCUGACGGAGCAGUCGUUCUCGCCGCAACCGAGCUGUCGACCUCCGCCGUCGGCGCGCUAAAGAAGACGGCCACUCGGCUCGGCUGGAAGUUUGCCGCCGCUGUCACAGACGCCACCACGCACCUGGUGUGUGCCGAGCGGCCGCCGGGUCUGAGCGUGCCGCGGCUGCGCGCGCUGCUCGCCGGCGCCUGGCUGGUGACCGCCGACUGGACUGACGCCUGCGCGGAGGCCGGGCACACGCUGCCGGCCGAGCCGUGGCACGUGGCCGGGGAGGCGGGCAGCCGUGCGUGCCGCCGCCGCCAGCGUCUGCAGCCGCCGCUGCUCACCGGGCUGCACGUCUACCUGCAGGGCGCCUUCAAGCAGCUGCCCCGCGCCGAGCUGACCUCGCUGAUCCAGCUGGCGGGAGGUCACGUGCUCAGCCGGCCGCCCAACCCAGAGGCGAUACCGCCAGCAGAGAAGACGGUGCCCUACCACGCGGCCGAGGGGUCGCCGCUGCGCAACACCUCACAUCUGGUAAUAUUCGAGGAGCCACCGGCUAUCCAGUACGACAUGGCGCACGUCAAGAGUCUGCCGCUCGCCUGGCUGCUGCUGUCCCUCGAAACGCACACGCUGGCGGACCCAAUCCGAUUGUCCAAGAUGGUUGUUCGCUUCAAUACGUAAAGGAGCAUUGGUUUAUAUUGCUGCAUUGUUUUUGAUAAUCGCCAGUACAACGCAUUUCAAUAUUGGAUUCGGAUCGGCUGCAUUAUGGUCGUGGUCAAGUGUGCCCUUCAACCAGCAGCCGGCGGUAGAACUGGGACCCUCUGCUACCGCCGGCACUUUACACGCCACCGGCAGUUUCUCUCCAGCUGUGGACUCUGAGGAGGAGGCCGUGUUCCGUAAGCUAGACGAGCUGCUCACCGCAGUAGACACAGAGGCGCGUGCCUCGUGUCUGCACCUGUACGGAGCCGGCGGUCGGUGCUUCCACUGUGCACGUUCGCGUCAGAACGACUCGGAUAGAUCGGUUGUGUACGCUCUGGACGGCCGGAAGCCUGUGUGUUUGAACCUGCUGCCAGCGAACUGUUCUGUCCUUUCCUUCGGCGUCAACCAUGAUUUCUCCUUCGAAGAGACCAUGGAGGACCUGGGCUGCAUGGUCCACGCAUUCGACCCCACCAUGGGAGUGAGCAGCUUCCGCAAGUCGAGAAACAUCCACUUCCACAGCUUGGGGAUCGGGUCCAGCGACGCGGAGCUGGGCGGCUUUCCGGUGGCCAGUCUGGGCACCAUAGUGCGCAGGGCUCGAGUGCGACCGGGGACCAUCCACUACCUGAAGCUGGACGUGGAGACGAGCGAGUGGGAGGCUCUACACCAACAGCUGACCACUGGCGGCGACCUUCUCCGCGUCCAGCAGCUAAACGUCGAGUUCCACCUGCUCCAGUGGUCCCCCACCAUCGCCGAGGGGGAGGGCAUGAAGGUGCCGAGGAGGAACGAGGUCUCACGCGAGAACGCUGUGCGGUUUAUCGCCGUCGUGGAGGCGCUUCAAGCAGCUGGCUUCGGACUGGUGUCAUCAGACCCAAACCUAGUGUGUCAGGACUUUGAAGAUGGAUGUCUUUCUUUUCUAUAUGACACCCAUUGGGUGAACAAGAAAAUCAGCGCUAACCGCUCAUGAGACACUGCUGUGUAUUAUCUGGAGUAACAUUUUUAAUGAGUCUAUAGAAAUUUUGAAUUUGAAAAAUUUUGGCUUGACACGGCGAUACAGGAUAACGAUGGUAUUCCGUGUACGGUGCAAGCGCGGGCGAUCAGGUAAUGUUGAACGUUAUACAACAAUGCUCAAUAAGUUUGCGUUCACCCUAUACCUAUAAAAACCUUCAUGCUUAAUGCAUCACUCUUCUAAAUAAAAUAAAAUAAAAAAAAACA
Molecule: messenger RNA, 3106 nt
Organism: Amphibalanus amphitrite
Lineage: Eukaryota; Metazoa; Arthropoda; Thecostraca; Balanomorpha; Balanidae
Product: BRCA1-associated RING domain protein 1-like
Exons: 5
Coding region: 128-1876 (582 amino acids)
Molecular function (GO): protein binding
Source: RefSeq, a predicted model, not a curated record